GGGAACAUCGUGGAGGCCAUCGCCUCCCUCCGCAGGUGGAAGAAGCAGCUGGGUCGGGCGGCUGAGAUGGGCAUAUCGCUGCCCGAUGGAAGCGUCCUCCUUAUGGCUUUGGAGGGAGCGACAAAGCAGAUCACGGAGGGCAACAAGGACAUCAGCUUCAAGUUGAACAUGGCCAAGAACGAGUUGGGUUUGCCGCACAAACCCACGCUGUCCAAUGUCCUCACGUACUCGGACCACAUCGCCGCGGAGCUGCAGCAGGUGAUCCCCUUCAACAAGGAGCAGACGGCUAAGCUGAAGGCAGCGAGUGCGGAUUCGGGAUCGCCCACUUCGUCAGCGCCCUCACCUUCCGGAAAGGGUCAAGGGCAGAAGCAGCCUUGCAAGUUCUGGCUUACAGAUGAAGGGUGCUGGCGUGGAGCAAAUUGCAAAUAUGGACAUGUUUUCCAGUCCAAGGAGGACAAGAGUGACAAGAGGGCCCGAUGCUGGUCUUGUGGGGCCACAACACAUCGCCAGGCAGAUUGCCCCACGAGGCGUGGGGGCAAACGGGGGAAGAAGGAUUCCGGAGGAGCCCUCAACAGCAACCUCGGCAUCUACAGCUACGGCAACGAGUGUGACUUUGGAGCACCCUACGCAACAGGUCCCAGCGUCUACGACCUCUACCACCUUCCCAACCUCAACAGUGGCGAGGUCAGGGAGCUGGCGGAGCAGUUCUUGGCGAAGAUCAAGAGAUUGGCGCCAGUGCAGGCUCAGACCGACGAUGCGGUGAUGGACCUGGAGCUUCUACUGAGGUCGCAGGGUUUCGAGCAGCAUCAGGGCAUGGCCUUACUUGACAGCGGGGCAUCUCAUGCCUACCGGGCCCCGCGCACAGUGGAGGAGACGAGGACGGCCAAGCGUGUCCGAGUGCAGUUGGCUGAUGGUCGUGCGGUGUAUCCACGGCAAAACCCUGGAGGCACUUUGUUGUCGGAGGAGGAGGGUGGUGGCACGAUCCUCCCGCUGGGCAGCCUCGUGGAAUCCCUGGGCUGCCGCCUCGAAUGGACACGCCGCCACGGAUUGCGAGUACAUCAUCCUCGGUAUGGCCUUCUUCCCACCAAGCUCAUCGGCAACACCCCAGUGCUUCGUGAGACCGAAGCCCUUCAGCUAAUAGCUGACAUGGAACAAGUGGAAAUGGACAAGCUCGAGGCCAACGUGACGGAGGGAGCGAUCCGAACGCUCUCGGUGGACGAGGCUCCAGCGACGUGGUUGGAUCACCUGGAGGAGUUUAUCAGCAAGGGAGACAGAGCGUGCCUGAGGAGAAUGCUCCUGGACGAGGAGUCCCCGGUGAAGGCCCUAUCUGAGCAGGAGGUGACUUCCCUCCUGGGUGUGGAAGAGCGACUACUCUUGUCUGAUGAUGCGGGUGCUCACUACUUGAAGGCGCUCCCUGUCAAUCGGGCUAUGCGAAAACGUCUCCUACGGACUCGAUGGGUGGUUCACCUGUACAAUGGUGACGAACAAGGGCCAGAGUUUGCUCGGGCGGAGUCUGACGAUGUGACGGUGAUCCGUAUGGAUAUGAAGGACUCCAAGGCCUAUGAUCUUCGGUUUGCCAAUGGCGCCGUGCGUGCUCUUAUGUGGGCGGCAGCAAGGGGCCAAAUCGAGGCGGUACUGGGAGCGCCUCCUCGAGGAACAGAGCACAGCUCGCUCCUCUUCAAGCGGAUGAUGUUGCUGUGGUUGGUGGCCAAUUCUGGUGCGGCCCUCGAUGCCUUGUGUGCUCCUUCUUUCACCCUGGAGCUGCCGACCUGGCAUCACUUCUGGACCAGCUCAGCAUGGCUUUCCUUCAGGGACGAGCUGAGGUUUCUCAAGUACCACUCGGUGGCUUGUCAGGGCAACUUGUACUUCUUGGCGUCUUCUCUGGAGAUGUCUGAUGGCCUUGAUGUGGAUGAAGCUAUGCGAAGCGACAUGAGGCGCCACGAGGCCGUGUUGAGCAAGCUGAUUGGGAAUCGGGAGUUGAAUGCAAAGGACUUGGAGUAUUGGCAGCGGCACAUCAAUAACAACCACCUCCCCUACGAUGUUCCCUUUCCAGACGAAGAAGAGGAAGAGAUUGAGCCAGAGCUUGACCCGUUCGAGGAAGAUGAAGGGGUUGCAGUUCCGGAUGAGGAGGAGGACGACGAGCAGAAGGAGAUGAACAAGAGGUUCCAGAAGAUCUAUGAGGGCAUCGGCGACAACCUCGAGUACCAGACGCUCCACUUCGCGGUCCCUAUGAACACCCGGACGUCCAAGGAAGUCAGAUCAAAAAUCCAGCAGAUUUACUUGCAGCUCCGACAACAUGGACUACCAUUGGUGCGAAUCCACUCCGACCGAGGACUGGAGCUCAAGGCCAAGGAAACAAGGGCGUGGAUGGCGGAUCGUGACAUCCUGGCGACAACGGGUGAGAGCCAACAGCCCCAACAAAAUGGUCGUGCUGAAGCCCUAGUUCGGACAAUCAAGAGGAGGGUGAAAACUUUGUUGCGUUCGGCGGGCCUCCCUAUGGCGUGCUGGCCCUCAGCGGCGGAGUUUUCAGCAAGAAGGCAACGUGAUUUAGCCCUUGGGAACUAUGAGGACAAGGACCUCCCCUACGGAGCCCCCACGCAUGUGAAGUACAAGCGUUUUGGAGAAGGAGGCCGCUACGACCUUUUGGAGCGAUGGAAGGAGGGGGUCUUUGUGGGCUAUUCCAAUGAUGUGGCGCGAGGGAGGGUUGUGAGACACAGCGAUGGUUCGUACACAACCUCUGUUCACAUCCGCCCCUACCUCAUCGACACCGAGGACCUGGUUGAGUUUGGACCUCACGAGGUGGAAGUUCCAGUCCCGGAGAGGCGCGUUCGCGGGAAGGCCUCGGUCGCUCAGCUUCUACAGGAGCCUAUCAAUGACCUGGACAGAGCAGCGAAGAAGUACAUUGAUGAGGGCAAGUACGAUUUGGGAACAGUCGUGGAGCUGUGGGAGAUGCUGAGAUCAAAGGCCCGGCGAACUACCCGAAACGCCCAAGGCGAAGGACUUCAAUGGAUGGUAGGCCAGUACACGCAUGGAGGCCAAUGUGGUGUGGUCAAUGAUACCAAUGCCUAUCCGUUUGUGACCCUCUACCUAGUGAAGGCCUUCAAGGAGCUGACGGGCGUCAACGAUUUUACCUCGCUUCUCAUCACUGAGGUGGCGUAUGGCUGGAAGCAGACCCCGGAUCCUACAGCUUCCAAGAUGAGUGGCGACAACUACCGAACCGGGGAUGGAGACGAGGGCGGGUACACGAACUACAACCUGGAGACGACGGCUGGUGAUGACCACAUAUACUCCAAGGACUUCUUCCAUGACCUGGACAUCAACGAGGCGGUCCUCUUCUUGGUGAAGGAAGCCGAGGGGGAGAAGCGCCAACGAACUCAGCAGAUCAGUGAGGAACUUCCACAACUACAAGAGGAUGUCUUGGGGCGCCUGAAGGAGAGGAGGGAAUGGUUACAAGAGUUCUUGGCUGAGGAGGAGAUCCUGGCGGAGGAGAUUGGUGUUGUGGGAGAAUCCAUCAACGAGGAGAUCAUGGGAAUCAACGACGUGGUCAGGGACUUGAUCCAAGAUGUGGAGAAGCAGGUCACGGAGGUGGAAAAGAAAUGCGAGAGCCUCUAUCUAAGGGUGGCCAAUGUUGAUGAUGACAAGGAAAUUGGAGACAUUGAAGAGUACCUGGCCAACCUCAAGGAGGACCUUGAAGUGACGUUGGAUGUCCCGCUCGAUCAGGUCAAGCACAAUUUGGACCGGUGGGUGGAGCCGAUGGCCAAGGAGCUAGCGAACCUCGAAGAGAAGACGGGUGCUAUCGAGCGAUGGUCAAUUGCCGAGGCCCGCAAGUUGGAGAGCGAAGGGCGACUUAUCCUUAUUCCAGGAAAGGUCGUCUGCACAGUUAAGCCCCCAGCGCCUCUGGGUCCAGGUUCCCCGCCGAGCACAACGCCGCGCUGGAAACGAAAGGCUCGGGUGGUGAUUUGUGGAAACCUGGCGGGCCAAUCGCACGACCCGAACGACCUCUUCGCGGCGGGAGCAAGUGUGGAAGGCUUGCGCUUGGCACUGGCCAUUGCGGUGUCUAUGGGCUGGUGCGUUGCUUCGACGGAUGUUUCUGCCGCCUUCCUACAGGCGAAAUGGCCACGAGACAGGCCCACCUAUGGUGUUCUGCCGCCGAAGGUUCUUCAGCAAGCUGGACUAGUUGAACAUGGCGUGGUGUUCAUUGUCCGAAGGGCGUUAUAUGGUUUGCGGGCAAGCCCCGCCCUGUGGGCGGCACAUCGGACCGAGGUCCUCGAGAAGCUCUCGGUGGAUACCAAGGAGGGAAGCAUCCUUGUGACCUAUGUGGAUGAUCUACUCUACCUGGCGGCAAGGGACAUUAUCACCAGCCUCCACGAGAAGAUUGGCUCUAUUUGGCCGUGUUCCGAACUGGAGUUUGCAACGGAGGGUCUGAGGUACCUUGGCAUGGAACUGGUUCAGGAGGAGUCUACAGUGACCUUGUCUCAGGAAGCCUACGUGGACAAUUUGGUCAGAUUACAUGGGCUGGACCCGCUGUCCAAGGCAGGCUUACCAUGCCCAAAGGAAUGGCUUCAAGACGAGGACUUCAACGACGUCGCCGAGAACUUCAAUGAGGAAGAGCUAAAGCGAGCACAGAAGGUCACAGGCGAAUGCCUGUGGCUGGCUUACCGCACUCGCCCCGACAUCCUGUUCGUGACAAACUACCUGGCCGCGAUGACCUCUAGGAAGCCAGUGAAGGUGUACAAUGUGGGUCUCAAGGUGAUCUCCUACCUGAACGCGACGGCCGGGCUGAAGUUGAAGGUUGCAUGCAGCCACAGCAGAACAAACGCAGUCCGCCGCAGCAGAACAAACGCAGUCCACAGCAGAACAGACGCAGUCCACAGCAGAACAGACGCAGUCCACAGCAGAACAGACGCAGUCCACAGCAGAACAGUCCGUGGGGUCACAAGUGAAGGGGCAUUUAGCAGGUUUCAGGGUUCCUCUGGCUGGGUAUUGCGAUGCGUCCUUUGCCCCUUACGGAGGGAAAAGCUAUGGCUGCUCGAUGACGAUGCUGGAUCGGACCCCGGUGUCGUGGAAAGCCGGGGAACAACAGCUAGUGGCUAUGUCCGUCUGCGAGGCGGAACUCCUAGAAGGAUCGAACUGCGCGCUGCUUCUCGAAUCUACGAUGUCCAUGGUCCGGGAGCUCCUACCCGACGGUGUCCCACCAAGGAUGUACAUCGACAAUCAGGCAGCAGGCAACCUCCUGAACGGAUCUACUGGAAGUUGGAGAACCCGCCAUUUGCGAAUUCGUCAUUCGUAUGUUCUGGACAGGGUGAAGGCUGGACAUGUGAUUGUGGAACACAUCGCGGGAGAAGAUCAGCCAGCAGACCUUCCGACGAAGAUGCAUUCGAAGGCAAGGUUGAUCCACCUGCUUGA
Molecule: messenger RNA, 5406 nt
Organism: Symbiodinium necroappetens
Lineage: Eukaryota; Dinophyceae; Suessiales; Symbiodiniaceae
Source: the annotation of a GenBank genome assembly